UUUAACAGAAACAAAUCUUGAGUCUGUGGCAGGAUUCCAGCUCUUUUUGGUGACUUUUCUCUGGGUGCUGUCGCCGGUUAGUUUUAUGCAUUUCUCCGAUAGAGUAAAUCGGAAUCAUCGCAUUGAGCAAACUGGGAAGAAAAAAUGAAGUCACCGGAUCCAUGUUUUCUGUUGAUUUUAAUAGCAGUCAGCUCCUGUUCUGGAAUCUAUCUUCCGGGUUUAGCACCAGUCAGUUUUUGUGAGAAUGGAUCGAAAAGAGAUGCGGCGGAAUGUCAUACUAAGAUCCAGCUGUUUGUGAACAGACUAGACUCUUUGGAAUCAGUCCUCCCUUAUGAGUAUGACGCGUUUGAUUUCUGCAAAGAUAAAAUUGAAAGAAGACCUUCAGAGAACCUUGGGCAGGUGUUAUUUGGAGAGAGAAUAGAGACAUCCCCAUACAAGUUUUUGUUUAAGGCUGAACAGACAUGUAUGAAGGUCUGCACCAAAUCUUAUAAUACAUCUGAUAAAGAGGAUAAGUUAAAGCUGGAUUUUCUAAAGAGAGGAAUGGAGCUGAAUUACCAGCACCAAUGGAUUGUGGACAACAUGCCUGUAACGUGGUGUUACGUUGUGGAGGGCAAUCAGAAAAUCUGCAAUCCUGGAUUUCCAAUCGGAUGCCUAGUUAACCAAGAAGGAAAACCGAAGGAUGCCUGUGUUAUCAGUGCUGAGUUCAACAAGAAGAACACCUAUUAUCUUUUCAACCACGUGGACAUCACCAUAACUUACCACAGUGGGGAUGAACUGGCUGGUAUAGGUGCUCGACUUGUGGCAGCUACUCUGGAACCCAAGAGUGUCAAACACAGUGAUGAUGAAAACAAGUCUUGCGAAGGCCCUCCCAUGGAGAUACCAGCAGAAUUCAGCAGUAAUCUCAAUGUGACCUACUCCUAUUCAGUAAAAUUCAAUCAAAAUUUUGAGAUUAGGUGGGCUUCUCGGUGGGAUUACAUUUUGGUUUCCAUGCCCCACUCCAGCAUCCAGUGGUUCAGCAUCAUGAACUCAUUAGUCAUUGUGCUCUUCCUGUCUGGCAUGGUGGCCAUGAUCAUACUUAGAACAUUGCAUAAGGACAUUGCCAGGUACAACCAGAUUAACCAGACAGACUGGGUUAAGAUUCCUCCAGCUGCAAACUGUACCUAUGAAGAUGCUCAGGAAGAUUAUGGGUGGAAGCAGGUACAUGGAGACGUGUUCAGGUCACCCAAAAUGGGCAUGCUUCUAUCUGUCCUUCUUGGACAGGGCACUCAGAUCUUCACCAUGACUUUCAUCACCCUUUUCUUGGCCUGUCUGGGCUUCCUGUCUCCAGCCAACAGAGGAGCUCUCAUGACCUGUGCUGUGGUGCUGUGGGUUCUGCUCGGCACAUUUGCUGGCUAUGUCUCAGCCAGACUCUAUAAGACUUUUGGUGGUGAAAAAUGGAAAACCAAUGUUCUUCUCACAGCCUUUUUGUGUCCUGGAAUUGUGUUUGUGGACUUCUUCCUGAUGAAUCUGAUCUUGUGGGUAGAGGGCUCGUCUGCUGCGGUUCCCUUUGGGACACUCGUGGUCAUCCUGGCACUGUGGUUCGGCAUCUCUGUACCUCUCACAUUUGUGGGUGCAUACUUUGGCUUCAAGAAAACAGGCAUUGAGCCACCAGUGCGAACAAACCAGAUCCCACGCCAGAUUCCUCAGCAGACCUUCUUCACCAAACCUUUGCCAGGUAUCAUCAUGGGUGGCAUCCUGCCUUUUGGCUGCAUAUUCAUCCAGCUUUUCUUCAUCCUCAACAGUAUUUGGUCUCAUCAGAUGUAUUAUAUGUUUGGCUUCCUUUUCCUGGUCUUCAUCAUCCUGGUCAUCACCUGCUCAGAGACCACUGUUCUGCUCUGUUACUUCCAUUUAUGUGCUGAGGAUUAUCAUUGGUGGUGGCGAUCUUUCCUGACCAGCAGUUUUACAGCCGUAUAUCUGUUUGCCUACACAGUGCAUUACUUCUUUUCAAAACUACAAAUCGUAGGGGCCGCAAGCACCAUCCUCUACUUUGGAUACACCAUGAUCAUGGUGCUCAUUUUCUUUAUUUUCACAGGUACUAUAGGCUUUUUUGCCUGCUUCUGGUUUGUAAAUAAAAUCUACAGUGUGCUGAAAGUGGACUAAGGGAAGGAUAUUUGUAAAACAUAUAAUCUUUAUACGGAUCAGUGGAUGGACAUCUGAAGAGACAUUGAAGGGAAAGAAAACAUUUCAAAGGAAUAAGAAAACACCUCUUUCUUAACUAAUGCGUGGCUAAACUGUCUGUAUUUCACUUGGGUUUUAUAGGGAUUGAUUUUCCAAAAAGAAACAUUCUGCCAUAAUUUACUUCUUUUCAUGUUGUUCUUUUCAUGUUGUUCCACUCCUGUAUAAGUAAAUGAUGACAGAAUUUCCAUUUUCCCAUUCAAUUUGCACACUUACCUCCAAAGAAAUGUCUUAGUGCUUUGCUUGUCUCAUGUUGUCUAGAACUUCAAUCUAUUUUCUAAACAGUAUACUGAGAGCAGAAGCCCAUAUCUUUUGUAUAAAGUUAAGUCAAAUGCUUUUAUAAUGAAACCCAAAUGUACUAUUUGUUUUACUUAUUUUUUUAUAUUCAUUUGAAUAUUUAACACAAUUAUUUAUAUCUGUCCAUUGUUUUUAGUUUUUUUUAAAUGUUUCAUCUGUAUAUAAUUUGCUCAGAAAGGUCAGUCAUAGGGCGCAAUUUAUUAGAUUUGUGAACCCACCACAUUGCCUCUGAUGUCAUCUAUUGGUGGAUAUAAAUAAUGACUGUUAGUAUGUUCUCAUUAUCAAAAUAGUGUUAUUCUGUUCAUUUUGUUAUGGUUUUAUCUCUUUGACACAUUGUUUUAAUGGAAUGAAGGGAAUAAAAGAAUGGUUAAAUAGCACAUCUUUAGUUAUAGGGCAUUUUUAUACAAGUAAUAAUGUCUUAACAAUGGGAGAUAUUUAGUGCUUUUAUACUUUGUAAAUUAUUCAAAUGUGAGUUCAGAAAUGGCAAGGUCAUUCCAUAAUAAAACAUAUACAUGUUUGCACAUUUUGUUUCUAAAUCCCCACAGAAUGUACUGAGCUUUAUCAAGUCUUAUGAGGU
Messenger RNA from Xyrauchen texanus (razorback sucker), 3088 nucleotides. RefSeq names its product transmembrane 9 superfamily member 2-like. Gene Ontology annotation, cellular component: membrane. Lineage: Eukaryota; Metazoa; Chordata; Actinopteri; Cypriniformes; Catostomidae. The transcript has 18 exons. The record is from RefSeq and is a predicted model, not a curated record. Gene Ontology annotation, biological process: protein localization to membrane. The coding region runs from base 145 to 2139 and encodes 664 amino acids.